ACACCAUGUGAUAAUAUAAAGGUGGAGUUGGACUUUGAGGGCGCCGCCCCUCCCGGCUUCUUGUAGCUGCGCUGAGGGCAGAAACAAAAUAUCGGCGAGGCUUUCAUCAAUUUGUUUCAGCAGGUUCUGCACGAGGUAUGACCCGGCGCUGGCGGCUCUGCACACCCGAGAUGAAGACAAAUUUGUUGGUACCCCUCCAUUGCAAAAAAAGAAGAACCCAUAAUUGAAACUGACCAAGAUUGACAUGCCAACGUGGGAUCCAGUCGAUGAAACCCCCAACGCUCUAACGCUGUUCCUGACUCUUUCCAGCUAGUUUGAUAGAAGAAAAAAAGGCCAAGGAAUUUUCAGGAGAUGCAAAACUGUUCAGGCGGCAACUGUUCGUCCAAGAACGACACGCUCGAAGGCGACUGCUACCAUAGCACGCUGGCUCUGGUCCUGCCCAUUGUCUACAGUGUCAUUGCCUUUCUUGCAAUCACGGGGAACUUUUCUCUGAUCUUUAUUAUCAUAAAGAAGAAGGAGAUGCACAAUGUGACAAACAUCCUGAUUGCCAAUCUCUCGACAUGCGAUUUGCUGAUUUCGAUUAUCUGCCUGCCCUUCACUGUCGUCUACACAUUAAUGGACUACUGGAUCUUUGGGGAGGCCAUGUGCAAACUAACAAACAUGGUCCAGUGCGUGUCCGUUUCAGUCUCCGUCUUCACCUUGGUGUUGAUAGCUUUGGAACGCUACCAGCUCAUCAUCAACCCCCGUGGCUGGAGACCAAGCAACUUGCACGCGUUCAUUGGGAUUUUCAUGGUCUGGAUUUUGGCGAUUUGCAUAGCCAUACCUUUAACAAUACACGUUGUUUUUGAAGAAUCCCCUCUAAAUAAUUUCCCACAGUAUAAGGGAACAUUCAUCUGUCACGAGCGUUGGCCAUCGCUCUCAUCGCAGAACAUCUUUACAAAUGUGAUGCUCGUUGUGCAGUAUUUUGGACCACUUUGCUUCAUAGGCAUGUGCUACUUGAAGAUAUAUAUCCGUCUUAAAAGAAGAAAUGUUGCCAUGGAGAAAAUGAGAGAAAAUAAGUACAGGUCCAACGAGACCAAAAGAAUCAACGUCCUGCUUAUCUCAAUUGUGGUGGCAACGGCCAUCUGCUGGCUUCCUCUCCACAUUUUCAAUAUAGUGGCCGAGCUGAUUCCAGCAGAAUCCAUGGUCUGCACGAAUCUUUGGUCUUCUGUUUGCCACUUGAUGGCAAUGAUCUCGACUUGCAUCAACCCCAUUUUUUAUGGAUUUCUGAACAGGAAUUUGCAACAAGACUUGCUGAUUGCUUUCCGGUUCUGCCGAUGUUCCUCUAGAGAAGACGAUUAUGAGACAAUAACUAUGUCAACGAUACAGUCGGAUGUGUCAAAGACGUCCUUCAAGCUCAGUAGCCCAGAGGCAUCAGCAUGAAGCCCAUGGCUUUUGUGCUUUUAAGGGCAAAGCAACGAGAGACUCUGAUGAAAUCGCAAACGGUGAAAUGUUAGCAGUA
Molecule: messenger RNA, 1501 nt
Organism: Polypterus senegalus (gray bichir)
Lineage: Eukaryota; Metazoa; Chordata; Cladistia; Polypteriformes; Polypteridae
Product: neuropeptide Y receptor type 1-like
Exons: 4
Coding region: 352-1422 (356 amino acids)
Biological process (GO): G protein-coupled receptor signaling pathway
Cellular component (GO): plasma membrane; neuron projection
Molecular function (GO): neuropeptide Y receptor activity; neuropeptide binding
Source: RefSeq, a predicted model, not a curated record